CGCCCUCCUGGUGCCCCCACAGUCCCGUCCUGCAGUGAGAGGCCGCCCCAGACGGACGCGCUGGGCCUGGGAUGGAGUCCAGGACCCCUCUGCCUGUAGCAGUGGCCUCCGGGUUGAGCCAUGGAGCCUGCAGGAUCCAGACCCCCAGCACGCCCGAGGCCGGCGUGUGCUCCCUGGCGCUGCCCUCCGACCUGCAGCUGGACCGCCGGGGCGCAGAGGGGCCCGACGCUGAGCGGCUGCGGGCGGCCCGCGUCCAGGAGCAGGUCUGCGCCCGCCUCCUGCAGCUGGGCCGGCAGGCUCGGCACAACGGGGCGGCGGAGCCCGAGGGCGCCACCGAGGUGGCCAGAGGCACAUCCCACGGUCACUACCACACCCUGCAGUCUGGCUUCAGCUCGCGCUCCCAGAGCCUCGGUGGGGACAACGUCUCUACCUUCCGGCCCGUUGCCAAGCCUGCCUACAGCCCGGCCUCCUGGUCCUCCCGCUCAGCUGUGGAUCUGAGCUCCAGUCGGAGGCUGAGCUUUGCCCACAACGGGGGCAGCGCCUUUGGGGUCGCGGGGUACGGGGGAGCCCAGCCUGCCGCACCCAUGCCUACCCGGCCCCUGUCCUUCCACGAGCGUGGUGGGGUGGGGAGCCGGGUGGACUACGACACGUUGUCCCUGCGCUCGCUGAGGCUAGGGGCCGGGGGCCUGGAUGACCGCUACAGCGUGGUAUCCGAGCAGCUGGAGCCCCCAGCUGCCUCCGCCUACAGGGCCUUUGGCUACGAGCGCCAGGCCAACUCCGGCCGGUCAGGGGGCUUGGACUGGCCGGGAGCCGCUGAGGGGCCGCCCAGCCGGACCAUCCGUGCGCCGGCCAUGCGGACCCUGCAGCGAUUCCAGAGCGGCCACCGCAGCCGUGGCGUGGCCGGGGUGGCCCCAGGGGGUGUCCUGGAGCCUGUGGCCCGAGCACCAUCCGUGCGCAGCCUCAGCCUGAGCCUGGCCGACUCCAGCCACCUGCCGGAUGUGCGUGGACUGGACAGCUACGGUGGCCACCGCACUCUGCAGAGGCUCAGCAGCGGAUUUGACGACAUCGACCUGCCCUCAGCAGUCAAGUACCUCAUGGCCUCAGACCCCAACCUGCAGGUGCUGGGAGCAGCCUACAUCCAGCACAAGUGCUAUAGCGAUGCGGCAGCCAAGAAGCAGGCCCGCAGCCUUCAGGCCGUGCCCAGGCUGGUGAAGCUCUUCAACCACGCCAACCAGGAGGUGCAACGCCACGCCACGGGCGCCAUGCGCAACCUCAUCUACGACAACGCGGACAACAAGCUGGCCCUGGUGGAGGAGAAUGGCAUCUUCGAGCUGCUGCGCACGCUGCGUGAGCAUGACGACGAGCUGCGCAAGAACGUCACAGGGAUCCUGUGGAACCUGUCCUCCAGCGACCAUCUGAAGGAUCGCCUGGCCAGGGACACACUGGAACAGCUCACAGACCUGGUGCUGAGCCCCCUCUCGGGGGCCGGAGGACCACCCCUCAUCCAGCAGAAUGCCUCUGAGGCUGAAAUCUUCUAUAAUGCCACGGGCUUCCUCAGGAACCUCAGCUCAGCUUCCCAGGCCACUCGCCAGAAGAUGCGUGAGUGCCACGGGCUGGUGGAUGCCCUGGUCACCUACAUCAACCACGCCCUGGACGUGGGCAAGUGUGAGGACAAGAGUGUGGAGAACGCCGUGUGCGUGCUGAGGAACCUGUCCUACCGCCUGUACGAUGAGAUGCCGCCCUCCGCCCUGCAGCGGCUCGAGGGCCGGGGCCGCAGGGACACGGCCGGGGCGCCACCCGGCGAGGUGGUGGGCUGCUUCACGCCUCAGAGCCGGCGGCUUCGAGAGCUGCCCCUCACGGCUGAUGCACUGACCUUCGCCGAGGUGUCUAAGGACCCCAAGGGUCUUGAGUGGCUGUGGAGCCCCCAGAUCGUGGGGCUGUACAACCGGCUGUUGCAGCGCUGUGAACUCAACCCACACACGACCGAGGCAGCCGCGGGAGCACUGCAGAACAUCACCGCGGGCGACCGCAGGUGGGCGGGCGUGCUGAGCCGCCUGGCCCUAGAGCAGGAGCGCAUCCUGAACCCGCUGCUGGACCGGGUUCGGACCGCUGACCACCACCAGCUCCGCUCGCUGACUGGCCUCAUCCGAAACCUGUCUCGGAAUGCCAGAAAUAAGGACGAGAUGUCCACCAAGGUGGUGAGUCACCUGAUCGAGAAGCUGCCGGGCAGCGUGGGCGAGAAGUGUCCCCCCGCCGACGUGCUGGUCAACAUCAUAGCCGUGCUCAACAACCUGGUGGUGGCCAGUCCCAUCGCUGCCCGAGACUUGCUCUACUUUGACGGGCUCCGAAAGCUGGUCUUCAUCAAGAAGAAGCGGGACAGCCCCGACAGUGAGAAGUCCUCCCGAGCAGCCUCCAGCCUCCUGGCCAACCUGUGGCAAUACAGCAAGCUCCACCGAGACUUCCGGGCGAAAGGCUAUCGAAAGGAGGACUUCCUGGGCCCAUAGGUGAGGCCUUCCUGGAGGAGGAUGCAACGUCGCCUGGCCUCCAAGGGAUAGGCUCAGCUCUGCGCUGCUCGCUGGCCAGCCUGGCGGAGAAGGCUGAUGGCCCGGGGCCUCUCACGGGAGCCCCGUGUGCCACUUUGCAGGGGCCCAGGCACCAGGGAGGGCAUGGGGGCGCUGUUUUAGGGAUGUGGCUUCUAUAGGGCAGGGGUAGGGCAGGGCUUGAGGCUGCUCGGUGUGUGGGGUGGUGACCGGGUCAUUGGGCGGAGGUGAUGAACUGCCAGUGCUGGGAAUAAAAAUAGCUAUGGACACAGCCCUGCAGGUUUCUUCGGCUGGCUCGACCUGGGGGUCCAAGCCAGGGACUCAGCAGCGUCCCUGAGCAUAGCCGCACCUGCCUGAUAAUACUCACCCCGAGUCACUCAGAUGCUUCUCCAGGUCAGAAUGCCCAGGACCAGGACAAGA
This is a messenger RNA of Acinonyx jubatus (cheetah), 2960 nucleotides long. RefSeq names its product plakophilin 3 (gene PKP3). Lineage: Eukaryota; Metazoa; Chordata; Mammalia; Carnivora; Felidae. The transcript is spliced from 14 exons. Gene Ontology annotation, cellular component: cytoplasm; adherens junction; nucleus. Gene Ontology annotation, molecular function: cadherin binding. The coding region runs from base 72 to 2504 and encodes 810 amino acids. The record is from RefSeq and is a predicted model, not a curated record. Gene Ontology annotation, biological process: cell-cell junction assembly; cell-cell adhesion.